Molecule: messenger RNA, 2877 nt
Organism: Trifolium pratense (red clover)
Lineage: Eukaryota; Viridiplantae; Streptophyta; Magnoliopsida; Fabales; Fabaceae
Product: protein ALTERED PHOSPHATE STARVATION RESPONSE 1-like
Exons: 4
Coding region: 421-2592 (723 amino acids)
Source: RefSeq, a predicted model, not a curated record
AGGUACACUUCUCUAACAACCUUCACUUCACUGUUCAUCUUCAAUUCACUACAACAAUGUCACUCUUCGUUACCUUUCUUUUCAUACUUUUUUAUUUUUUUGGGGAUAAACCAAAAUUCCCAUUUUUAAAGUUCCUUGCUUUGUUAAUGUCUUAUCAUUAUAAUAGAAGGGGUUUCAGUAUUUAGGAAUCUCUGUUACUUGAAAUUAAAGAAAAGCAUCAAACUUUAUUAACAUUGCUUCAAUUCAUUUCUUAUAUAUUUUUCCCCCAAUUCAAUAUUUUUAUUGAUUUUCCAUGUUUCUGCAGUAAAAACAUUUGUGGGAAUUUAUAAAAGAUUGUUCUUUUGGUUUUCAUUGCAAAUGCAAGCUUGAUAUUUAGAUAGAUUCAUAUUCUUAGGGUUUGAAUUUGAAGUGAAGUAAGAAAUGGGAUGUUCUCAAUCAAAGUUAAAUGAUGAAGAAGCAGUUAAGAUUUGUAAAGAUAGAAAAAGAUUCAUAAAAGAAGCUGUUGAGCAUAGAAUUCAAUUUGCAAAUGGACAUAUAGCUUACAUUCAGUCUCUUAAAAGGGUAUCUGCUGCUUUGCUUGAUUAUUUUGAAGGAGAUCAGGCACUUCAAAUCUCAUUGGAUUCAUUCAUUCCUAUAUCGAAAGAUUCGACAGCUCCAACAACAAUUGAGUUUGGACCUAAUACUAUGACUUUGAAAGUGAAUUACUUAAGGCCGAGCGGUAAUCCACCGAUUUCGGUUGAGGAAAAGCCUCCAUCGCCGGAAACGGUUCGAGUUGAGUCGUAUUCUCCUAUACACCGAUAUGGUGGUGAUGGUUUUUUUGGUAUGCAGUCCUCGCCUAUGAAUGCGUCGAUUUUCGCUUAUUCUCCGAAUAACAGGCCUGUUAUCCCUCCACCUUCACCUCAAUGGGAUUCCUUUUGGAAUCCGUUUACAUCGUUGGAUUAUUAUGGUUAUCCUAAUGGAAGUAGCCUUGACCAGAUUCUUAUGGAUGAUGAAAACCAAGAACUGAGGCACGCCCGAGAAGAAGAAGGAAUACCAGACCUGGAACAGGAAGAAGAAGGUUUUUUUGCAAAGAAAAAUGUAGCAGAAGAAAAAACCAAAAUUGAUGCAAACACUUCCAAAGAAGAAGUCACGGUUGAAGAUGUUGAUGAAGAGAAGGAAGAGAAAGAGGUGCGAACAGAUGCUGAAACCAAAACUGCACAUGAAAUAUCAGACUCACAAGUCGAUGGCAGUGAGUGUUUUCAAGUAUCAAAAGCUCAAACUUCAGGUCAUAUGGAAUCCAGUCAUCAAGAAGUGGCAAUUGAUAAUCAAGAAGCUAAGGAAGAAACACCUGGUUUUACUGUUUAUGUAAGCCAAAGACCGACAAAUAUGGCAGAAGUGAUAAGGGACCUUGAAGCUCAAUUCACGGUUGUUUGCAGUGCAGCCAAUGAUGUCUCGGCAUUGUUAGAGGCCAAGAAAGCUCAAUAUUCAUCCACUUCCAAUGAACUUUCAGCAUCAAAAUUGUUGAAUCCAGUAGCUCUUUUUCGCUCAGCUUCUUCUCGCUCGUCCCCGUCAAAAAUUAUAACAAAUUUUUCAAACAAUAGGGAUGAAGUUUAUGAUGAUCCAUCAGACGAAAAUUGUGUGUUUUCUGUUAGUCACCAGUCAACAUUAGACAGGUUAUAUGCAUGGGAGAAGAAGCUCUAUCAGGAAGUCAAGUCUGGAACACGUGUUCGACUUGCGUAUGAGAAGAAAUGUCUGCAACUGAGGAACCAUGAUAUAAAAGGAGAGGAACCCUCUUCUGUGGAUAAAAUAAGAGCAACCAUUAGAGAUCUACAUACACAGAUAACAGUUUCAAUACACUCAGUUGAAGCUAUUUCCAAGAGAAUUGAAACUUUAAGGGAUGAAGAGUUGCAUCCCCAGCUUCUUGAAUUGGUGCUAGGGCUAGCGAAGAUGUGGAAAGUGAUGGCAGAAUGCCAUCAGACACAGAAACAAAUCAUAGAAGAAGCCAACAUUCUUCUAGCCGGCAGCAUUGAUGCCAGAAAACAGUCUGCUGUGUCGAUAACUGAUCCGCACCAGCUCGCACGCUCAGUCUCCAAUCUUGAAACUGAGUUGAGGAACUGGCGAAACACAUUCGAGUCAUGGAUCACUUCUCAAAGAUCCUACAUUCAUGCACUAACUGGCUGGCUUCUCCGAUGCAUGAGAUGCGAGCCUGAUGCAUCAAAGUUAGUAUGCUCUCCUCGAAGCUCUAGCUGCACUCAUCCGUUGUUCGGACUUUGUGUUCAGUGGUCAAGGCGUCUAGAUUCCGUACAAGAAACAGCGGUGCUUGAUGGCAUCGACUCAUUUGCAGCUGGCUUAGGAUCCUUCUAUGCACAACAGCUAAGAGAAGAUUCUACACAAAAUGCAAUAGUUGGAAACAAUGGGAAUAUGGAAAUGCUGGAAGUUGGUAAAGUAGGAGAAGAAGUGGUGGAGGUUGCUGUUAAGGUACUUUGUGGUGGAAUGUCAAAUGCUAUGAGCUCAAUGGCAGAGUUUGCUAUUGAUUAUGCUAAGGGAUACAAUGAACUUGUUAAACAAUGGGAGAAUGUUAACUUGCAGCAAAAUUGUGAGGCUGCAAAAUGAAUGAAUACAGAUGAUUUUUACUAUUUUUUAGUUAGUUAGUCAGUUAGUUUAGUUUAGCAAUGGGGUUAGUGAAUAUAAUUUAUUUAAGGGAGGGAAAGGUUUUGUGUUAAUCUCUUUCCCUUGGUAGAAUUUUAUUAUUUUCCAUUUAUUUAUUUUUUAUAAUUAGGAGAAGGGGAAACAAGGAAUUUUCAUGUAAUUCUCAAGACCUUUUUUUUUAUUAGUUCCAAUUUGGAGGAUCUUAAAUAUUGAAACAAGAGAAAGAAACUCAAUUUAUUUACAUUUUCA